AGCCAGAGGACAGUGGGGAGGUUUCUUCAAACACUCUGGAUAUUUACCUGAUAUUUACAGUUAACAAAGAUCUCUGCAAAGACUACCAUGGCACAUGUGAUUCAUCUAUCAUUACUGCUAGCAGUGAGCCUGCUGCCCUGCGUUUCAGUCAUGCAAGGGUUUCCAAAUGGAGGAAUCAAAAUCACUCACUGUGAUCUGUGCGCUGUUGGAUGGAAUAUUACACAAAAUUGCAAUUGCACAGUUGGCAAGUGGAUUUGGAAAUUUAAAUGUGGUGAUUCCAGAGUCAACCAAGUCACACUGGAAGCCACUAAACUCAGUAGCACUGGGAUGACGGACUAUCCUAACACAUGUCCUAAAAUCACAUACAAAACAGACAGUUUUCUUUUGUCUGUGGAGGUAGAACAUGGGUGUGUAAAGUUUUCUGGUCGUAAUCAAAUUUGUGGAAGUUGCAACAGCGGAGUUACCUCUACAAAUAACUGUAAUCCAGGAAGAAAGAUACACAUCUCAGUGUCUAAGCCAGAUAAAAAAACAGUAAAGAUACAUUUUCAAAAUGUUCAUGAAGAAUACGAUAUCAGUGACUGUAUAGAUGCUCAGACAGCGUCAAAUCAACCCUGCAAUGUUACUGUCCCUACAAGGAGUGCAGCUACAGCAGUUACAAACCUGCAGUUCUACCAUGAAAACAAAAGUUGGAUUGAUGCCUUGGAGGACUGUCAGCAAAACUACUCCUCCCUGGUUGAAAUCACCAACCAAACAGUGAAUGAUGAAGUGAAAAGUCUCCUGCAAAAUGAGACAGACUUGCAACGAGGGGUGUGGAUUGGCCUGGAACGCUCAGUCUUUGGCAAAGAUAGGGAAUGGAUGUGGAUUUCAAGGUCCAAAGACAUUAAUCCUAAAUGGAACAGCAGCAUAGCUGACUCAAAUAACCACUGUGCAAAGAUGAUCCUGACUGAGAAACAAGUUCAGUUGCUGGAUGCCAACUGCCAUGACAGACUACCUUUCAUCUGUCAAGAUUUUGGAGAAGAUGCACUGUGACCUCUACUCAUUUGGAGAAAAAAGUAACAGUAUGAGGAAGACACUGAAUUCAGUCAUGAAUAAUAUCAGUCAAAUUACUAUAUCAUUCCCAUGAUAAGUGUAUGCGAACUUCUGACCACAGCUGUAUAUAUAAAACUCUCUUAGUUAAGGUUUGUUGUCAUUUCUUUAAGCAGUCUUCAUGAAUAGGUCUCCAGACUUCUUG
Molecule: messenger RNA, 1231 nt
Organism: Pundamilia nyererei
Lineage: Eukaryota; Metazoa; Chordata; Actinopteri; Cichliformes; Cichlidae
Exons: 8
Coding region: 88-1029 (313 amino acids)
Source: RefSeq, a predicted model, not a curated record